This is a messenger RNA of Acytostelium subglobosum LB1, 726 nucleotides long. RefSeq lists its product as hypothetical. The record is from RefSeq and is a predicted model, not a curated record. The transcript has 3 exons. Gene Ontology annotation, biological process: protein transport. Bases 1 to 726 code for a protein of 241 amino acids. NCBI's taxonomy places the organism in Eukaryota, Evosea, Eumycetozoa, Acytosteliales, Acytosteliaceae.
AUGUUCCCAUUCGGUCCACAUUAUGAUCAACAUCAAUUGAAGGUACAGCUAAAGUUGGCUGUUAGUCGUAUACAGAUUGUGAAGAAUAAGAAGGCAACUCUUGUAAGAGAUGAGAGAAAACAUAUUGCAGAGUUGUUGAGGAAUAGAAGUGAGGAGAAUGCUCGUCUCCGUGUAGAAAUGGUCAUCAAAGAUGAGUCCUCCAUCGAGUGCUUCAACAUCAUUGAAGUACUAUGUGAGUUAAUGUUUGCCAGAAUAUUACUCAUUGAUCUACAAACUGAGAUGCCAACAGAGUUAAAGGGAUCUAUAUACUCAUUGGUGUAUGCAUCACAACGUAUUCAGAUGCCAGAGUUGGCUUUGAUAAAGAAACAAUUGAUGGGAAAAUAUGGAAGACAAUUGGAGUAUGAUGUAAAUAGUCAACAUGGUCAAUGCUUUGUCAAUCCAAAGAUCAUCCAACAGUUGUCCAGCUACAUACCAGAGCCCCUACUCAUGCUGCACUACCUGAACGACAUUGCAAUGGAAUAUAAUGUCGAUUGCUCAUGGCAGUCAUCCAACACUGAACAACUGUUAAAACAACUUCAAGUUGCACAACAACAGCAUCUGAUGGUGCCAGCCGGCUGGACCAAUCCAGGUCUGCCUCGUGGCUGCAUGUUUGGUCAUCACGCAUCACAUACCAACCCUCAAUAUCCAACUCCACCUGCAAUCAAACAUUCAUCAACUUCCCAAUAA